Molecule: messenger RNA, 567 nt
Organism: Lindgomyces ingoldianus
Lineage: Eukaryota; Fungi; Ascomycota; Dothideomycetes; Pleosporales; Lindgomycetaceae
Exons: 3
Coding region: 1-567 (188 amino acids)
Source: RefSeq, a predicted model, not a curated record
AUGAAAAAGUUAAACCCUGUGGCCUGCACUAAGUCUCCUAUAUUGGUACCUCCUCCUUGUAAAAUGAGAUUCAAUACAUGCUCAAAUCACAGAGCUCUGCGAGCCUGUGAUUUGCCUAUAUCCUAUCCUGGAAAAAUUCGACUGAAGGCAUUUGAUACCCGGACGUACGCGGAAACCGGUCGGCCUACUUAUUACGAGGCAAGGGAGCCUAGGAAAUAUCAAGUGGUGAGGGAAGGGGAUGUUAGUGGGGAAGUCGAGCCGCCUGGAGACAUUUUAUCAGUGGUGAUCGAGAAGGUAUCGCCCAACAGCGCAGUAGGUUUACGCAGAAAGGUGUUGCGGGACAUACGAUUGAUGAUGUCUCUAAAAAUGUGGAGCCAACCUCACUCCGAUAGACACAGCUUCUUCUCUCCUAGACCGCUUCUUCGAUUCGUCGUAAUGGGCAAGAUCGCAACCAAAGACACAACCUGGGUAUCCUUCCAACUCCCCGACUGGCAAAACACGAUCCCCACAAUCGACUCUACUCAUUCACCCAGCUCCUUCAACACCUUUAUCAAGAAAUGCAACUAA